AUGUAUCAGCACAGUUACCACUCAAUAUUAAUAUGGCUUUUAUUUUAUCUCCACUCAACAGUUGUACUAGCACGAAUUGUUGAUCCAGAAUUUGGCACUUACCUGAACCCUAAUCCUCGCAAAUAUCCACAAUGUCAAGCCAAUGAUUUAGUCAAAUUGUCAUCAUGUUGUAACGAGUUGCUACACAAAUUGGAUCAAUGCAAAUCAGACGAUUUGGCAUGCGAAUGUUGUGCAUUACAACUGAUUGAUCGAGAUUGUUAUCACUUGUGUCCCGGUAAUCCACUGACUAACUUUUUGACAGUUUUACUUCAAGAUUGUGCUCAAUUAAGUGAGAUAAACGCUUGUGCAUUACCUUUUAAAAAGACAGAUGAGUUGUUUGUUGACAAGAAGAAAUCAACUCCAGACUCCAAAUCUGCUGUUCAAGCGCUAGAAGCUGACGAAAAGUAUGAUGCUAGUUUGAAAAGUAAAGUCCAUAACAAGGUUGAUGAAAUGAAAAGUCAUGUCAAACAAGAUCAAUUCCUCAAGAAGAAAAUUAAAUUACUUAUCGAUAAAGAUGAAACGUUUGCAAUUCAAAACCAUACAAAUACUUCUAACAACUCGAUUUCGGCAAAAUCAGAAAAUGGAUCGGCGUGCUUAACUUCAUCUUAUUUCAAUAGCCCGAUAAUUAUACUUUGUGCUAUUAUCACAGGAACUCUUUUCGCUAUGUAUUAG
Molecule: messenger RNA, 711 nt
Organism: Candida dubliniensis CD36
Lineage: Eukaryota; Fungi; Ascomycota; Pichiomycetes; Serinales; Debaryomycetaceae
Gene: PGA43
Product: Pga43p
Exons: 1
Coding region: 1-711 (236 amino acids)
Source: RefSeq, a predicted model, not a curated record